Colossoma macropomum (tambaqui) is the source of this 1000-nucleotide messenger RNA. Its product is annotated as proteinase-activated receptor 2-like. Bases 11 to 1000 code for a protein of 329 amino acids. NCBI's taxonomy places the organism in Eukaryota, Metazoa, Chordata, Actinopteri, Characiformes, Serrasalmidae. Gene Ontology annotation, cellular component: membrane. The transcript has a single exon. The record is from RefSeq and is a predicted model, not a curated record. Gene Ontology annotation, molecular function: thrombin-activated receptor activity. Gene Ontology annotation, biological process: thrombin-activated receptor signaling pathway; blood coagulation; phospholipase C-activating G protein-coupled receptor signaling pathway.
CUGCACUAACAUGAGUUUACCAAAAAGUGAUGACAUGCCUUCACUAAAAGGAAACCUCACCACAGUCUUCCUCCCUCUCGUUUACAUCUUCGUCUUCAUUGUGGGGUUGCCCACCAACACCAUGGCCGUCUUUGUGUUCCUCUUCAAGACGAAGAAGAAGCAUCCAGCGUCCAUCCUAAUGGCCAAUCUAGCACUGGCUGACCUGCUCUUCAUCGUGUGGCUCCCACUGAAGAUCACCUACCACUUCAACGGCAAUGACUGGACCUUCGGGGAGCCACUGUGUAAAGUCCUAGUGGGGUUUUUCUAUGGGAAUAUGUACUGCUCCACUAUCUUCAUAGCAUGCAUCAGUGUGCUGCGCUACUGGGGGAUUGUCCACCCACUUUCUAGAAAAAAACCAAACAGCUGUUUAACAGUCUGUGUCUCUGUUUGUGUGUGGAUUGUAGUCUGGCUCAUCACCACACCACUCUACAUGUAUCAGCAGACUGUUAAAGUCAGCAAUCUGACAACCACCUGCCACGAUGUCAUUUACCGAAACCAGUUAGAUUUUCCCAUUGGAUAUUUCCUCACUAUGGGCAUUGUGGGGUAUGUAGUUCCCUGUGUGGUGUGCACAGUGGCAUAUUUGCUAAUAUUGAAGUCCCUCAAGAGCUCUUUUACGAAUGCCAUGAGCAACAAGCAGAAAAGGAAGGCUGUCAUCUUCAUGAUCACUGUGCUGGUGAUGUUUCUGGUGUGCUUCACUCCCAAUAACAUCACACUGAUGGUGCAUUUCUCUCUUUUGGCCAGAGGGAUUGAGAACAACACUCAUGGCUUGUACAUCAUCACACUGUGCCUGUCCAGUCUCAACAGCUGCCUGGACCCAUUUGUGUAUUAUUUUAUCUCAGAGGAGUUCAGAGAUCAUGUGAAGAACUCGCUGAUGUGUCACAGUACGCGUUCAGCUAAGAGGAUGAAGGUGGCCUUUCGACCAUUGAAGCUCUCCACAGAAUCUUCUACAGCUUCACCUUAG